AUGAAGUUGCAGGGACUCGUCUCCUACGCAUUAGAUGCGGAGCUGCACUCAGAACAAGAGGGGAAGAUGACGAAGCCGGCGAUGACAGCCGCGAGAACGACGAUCACCAGCGGCACAGACAACAGAGCAAGCUUGACGGCUGGCGUGAAGAGGCAGCGCGGCAGCGGAUUCGAUGUAGGCCCCAGCGAUGCGCGAAGUGAAGCACAGCGGCAGCGUCGCUGUUUGGGGUUUCCUGGCCUUCCCGAGAAUCACACGAAGACUGCCGGGGAGGGGCCUUCACCCCCUCGCCUCCCCCUCGCUGAACUCCUCUUGCAGCACCUGAAGGCGGCCGGUGCAGCGGCAACGUGCGCAGGCGUAACCGCCUCCUCCGACCCCGUGCAGCUACGCGCGUUGGCGGCCGAGGCGCUGCAGCGCGUUGAGCGACUCCUCUGUGCGCUGUACGUCUCCGAUAGCACCUCAACAAGGGUGCUAUGGACGCCGUCAUCCUCGACAUCACCUGCGCCAACACAGGACGCAGGCGAUGCCGCGCGACAGGGAACAUUGAAGGUAAUACAACUAGAGCCUGGCACGUACACCUUCGCCCCACUGGUGCGGGAAGCGAGAGCAGUGGUGCUGGCCGGCGGCACAAUGCAGCCGCUAGCCUUCACAUGCGGGCCGCUGCUGCCAGCACCGACAAAUCUUAGUGGCGGCACUCGUGGUAACGGUGAAAUCGCGAACAUGAAUGAGCGGUCUGCGGUAGGGGUGGCUGCUGGAGGGGUCGACAAGCGCAACCACAUCAGCAACGUCGAUGUGUCGUUGCACGGCGGCGUGGGGUGUGCGUCUGGGCUGCCCUCUUUUCACCUCAUUUCUGAGGGCCACGUUGUACCAUCGUCGUCAGUGCAAGUAUGGGCCCUCGGUACCGGUCCAAGCGGGCUUCGGAUGGAGCUCAGCCAGCAAGCCCUCGGCCUGCGAGGUGAGGCAGCAAGCACGGCAAAGGACACCGCCUCUCUGCGCAGCGAUACGAACCGCGUGAUCAGCCCACACGCACAUCGUGUGCUGGCUGAGGUAGGGUGCACGCUGCUGAACCUCGCCCGUGUGCUUCCGCCCGCUGGCGCCAUUUGCUUCUGCACGUCCUAUGACGUCCUGGACACUCUCGUGGCCGUGCUGGAAAGCACCGGCUACUACGCUCAGAUUAACGAGCUAAAGCGGAUCUUCACCGAGACGCGCAAUGGCGGGGGGAGAAGGGGCACGGCUAGCGGAGACGAGGGUGGUAGCGGUGAGGCCAUCGCCGAGCUUCUCCGCGAGUACCAGGAGUGGAUCAGCGGUGAACUUGGUGGUGACGGCGACGCUGAGCCUGCGCUGGGGCCGCUGUCAACUGCCGCGUCCGCUUCUCUUUCUUCCAACGCUGGCGCACCACAGCAGCCGUCUCGUCGUGGUGCCCUCCUGUUCGCCGUAAUGGGGGGUCGCCUGUCGGAGGGGAUCAACUUCGCCGACGACCUCGGCCGCGCCGUCGUCGUGCUUGGCAUGCCAUACGCGAACCCCACCGAUGUAGAGCUUCAGAUGAACCUGAAGCAUAUUGUCACGACACGGCUGAUGACGAACACCGACGCAAGUCGCCGAGGCAUGUGUGGGUCGGCAGGCUCAGUAUCCGCCACCUCCCUCUCCUCUUCGUCUCCGUUCACGAGUGCAGAGGAGUGGAGUUUGUACACGGAAGGCAUGAUGCGGACCGUCAACCAGUGCAUCGGCCGCUGCAUCCGGCACGCCGGCGACUACGCGACGAUCAUCUUGCUCGACGCCCGGUACACAGAGCGACAGGGUAUUCGCCGUCGCGUCUCUGCGUGGCUGCAGCCGUCCAUACGUGUAGCGCAGACGUUUGGCCAAUGCUUCAGCGGUGUCCGCGAGUUCUUCGUGGGGCGGCAGCCGAAGGGCUGA
Leishmania braziliensis MHOM/BR/75/M2904 is the source of this 1911-nucleotide messenger RNA. Its product is annotated as putative DNA repair helicase. Gene Ontology annotation, biological process: establishment of sister chromatid cohesion; nucleobase-containing compound metabolic process. Gene Ontology annotation, cellular component: nucleus. Lineage: Eukaryota; Euglenozoa; Kinetoplastea; Trypanosomatida; Trypanosomatidae. Bases 1 to 1911 code for a protein of 636 amino acids. The transcript has a single exon. Gene Ontology annotation, molecular function: hydrolase activity, acting on acid anhydrides, in phosphorus-containing anhydrides; ATP binding; DNA helicase activity. The record is from RefSeq and is a predicted model, not a curated record.